Molecule: messenger RNA, 4453 nt
Organism: Platichthys flesus (European flounder)
Lineage: Eukaryota; Metazoa; Chordata; Actinopteri; Pleuronectiformes; Pleuronectidae
Exons: 8
Coding region: 2086-2991 (301 amino acids)
Source: RefSeq, a predicted model, not a curated record
UAGAUGAUUAAAGCUUUAAAUGUUUUUAAAUACCCACCGGCAAAGGUAAGCGAACUCUUUGGAAUGAUCUGCAUUUAUGUGCAGUAAAAAUGCUCCUGAAUGUUGUGCGGGUCUGCGUCACAGUUACUGGAUGAAUUUUGAGUUUGUUGCUGCCCAUGGAGGUUAUUAAAUUCCAGGGUUCACCUUUUCGUCCAGCACUCUGAAUGCCUAAUGGUUGUGUUCCAUAAAGAUAGGAAAGAUUUGGUUUGUUUUUAUUAGUUACUAGCUUCAGCACAUUGUAUCUGUACUUGUGAUAGGGCUGGGCGAUAUGGCCUUAAACAAAUAUCGCAAUAAUUUGUUUAUAUCGCGAUACACAAUUUAUAUAUCAAUAUCGUGAUAUCUCUUCCAAAUCACUGUACAAAUGUUAAAUUUGUAAAAGUCAACAGGAAGUGGCUAAGCUUGCGGACAUUAGAAUUUCCGAGGGUCCCUGAAUGCACCUCAUCUGAAGAGAUCAGAGGACAUUUAUGCUUAAACAUGGUGUAAAUUACCUUUUUUCGAGUACAAUAUAAAUGUUGGGGUAUGCCUUCUGAUUAUUGAGCGGCAGUGGAUCAUAGAGGAAAAUCUGUGUUUGUUUCUACUGUUCUUCAACAAAGUCAGUGACUGGCUUCCUCAUGUGAACAAGCCUCUCAGCUCACAGUGGGCCUCAUUUACUAACAGUGUGUUAGCAAAUAUCUUUUUCUUAAACCGUGCAUACGGUUUAACACACAAAUCUGGGAUUCAUCAAUAUUUUAUUACCUAAAUUUGUAAACACUUUUAACAAAAUGCAUAGUAUAUUAAAAUUCCAUUUAUUUAAAUAAAAAUAGUAGAUUGACAGCAAUAAUUAAAUUGACUUAUGCAUUGACCAAAUUAAUGAAAUUGACACGCUUUCAUCCUCAUCUUUAUAACCACCUGCUGAAUUCAUAUUAAUGUUUGUAGAUAAACAGGGCGUCACUUCUUCUGCAACAAUAAAGUUAAAACACCGCGAUACGUCAUUAUCUGCAUUCAUUGCUUCAGUUAUUGCAGCCCAGUCUUAAUUUUUCUUAAACAUCGUCACUCUGGAGGACAGAAAAGUGUGUCUUUUGUGUCUUCCAUCUGCCGACGCCUUUAAUUUCUGCUUUUUUGAAAUUGUUCUGUUUUUUACCUUUUUGGGCUGUCUAUCCAACUUCAACUGUGCCGCACACCCAAUCUCUUCAUGACAAACCAAUGUCCUUAUAUGGAGAAAUGGAGACGUGGCAGUAUGGUAAUUGCAGAGAGCGGCUGUCAAUUUAGAAGGAUUCUGAUUCAAAACAUACGCAUGGUGGUGAGAACUAAAUCGGCUGGUGUGCAUGUGUCAUGUAUCCUGCGGCGACUUUCACGCAAGCACUUAUUUUCUGCAGAGAGUAAGAACAUUUCUGCGCUCAUGUUAGUGAAUGAGGCCCAGUGAGUGAGUAGGGGCUGAGAGGUGUGUGUGUGUGUGUGUGUGUGUGUGUGUGUGUGUGUGUGUGUGUGUGUGUGUGUGUGUGUGUGUGUGUGUGUGUGUGUGUGUGUGUGUGUGUGUGUGUGUGUGUGUGUGUGUGUGUGUGUGUGUGUGUGUGUGUGUGUGUGUGUGUGUGUGUGUGUGUGUGUGUGUGUGUGUGUGUGUGUGUGUGUGUUGGUAGACAUGGUAUUCAGGGACAAUUUACCCGUUUACACACCAGCAAUCCGCGGACCUUAGGGUAAUUUGAGGACUAUGCCAAGGUCCCCGAAUUUCAAACAAUUUAUUUGCAUUCGUGAGUGUCUGAGGAACAUCCUCUCUCAUUUUCGUUCAUAGUCCUUUUUUACCAUAAACCUGUUUUUCGGUGUAUCCCAGUGUAUAGCACAGCGCAACCUAUCUGUGGUGCUUAUACUGCACUCUCAUACACAUUUCUGACACACACGGUUCGAUUUUGCCGCCCUUUUCACUGAUUGGUUGGUUUGAAAAGUGGGUGGCGUCUACAGGCAGUUCGCUCCAAGGACCGCCCCGACUGACGGCAUUUAAUCUUUAAAGCCCAUUUGAAGCAGCUGGCGACCUAAUGGAAGCAGUAGAGGAUUUAAAACAUACAGUGAAUCAUGCAGAGGCGAAGGCGCAUUAAUCUCCAGAAAUCUGGAGGGAUGUCAUCAGAUGUCCAACAUGGUGAGGUACCAUCCACAUCAAAGCUUUCUACAAGAACUCAAAAGAGGUCAACACAUAAGGCCCAAAAAAAGAUGCCUGCAGGGACAUCAGCUGGUCGUCUUGAAUGCUUUAUUAAGAUGACGACCGAAAGAGGCCAGAUUGAGAUGACUGCAAGCAACCUGAACCAGUCAAGUCCAGUGCUUGAUCCAAUCACAAGGAUUGGACAGAUGACGACCGAAAGAGGCCAGAUUGAGAUGACUGCAAGCAACCUGAACCAGUCAAGUCCAGUGCUUGAUCCACUCACAAGGAUUGGACAGUGUCCGAAACAUCGCCUAGUGUGCGCAACAAUAGGCUCCUUGGACAAGUGCGUUCAGUGUGUGGGACCUGUAUCCUCCUUCAAGUGGCUUCAAUGCGAAGAGGAAAUUGCAUUGAGUGACACUGAGACCAAGGACAGUGAAGGCGAGUCAGAUGACAGUGACACAGCCGUCACAGCAUCAGAGGCUGGAAAUGCUGGUUGUGCAUUAGCUUCUACACUCACAAAACAGGUCCAGGAAACUGCAGAUUUUGGAACUGUGACGUCCACAGUAGAUGAGGCUUUUUGUCCGUCUGAAGGCAAAACUCAUCAAGAACACGAUUCCAGAAAAGUGAAAAAGAAGAUCUGGUCCAAGGCUGAGGUGGCUGCAGUAAUGCGGCACUUCAAAAGUCACAUAAUCAAAGGAAGACUAGCCACAAAAUAUGAAUGCAGUCACUGCAAGAUGGUCGAAGGCUCCGUGCUAGCACAACGAACAGUGCAAAAUAUAAGGGACUUUGUCAGAAACCGGGGAAUAACUGCAAAGAGGCAGACAGAGCAGCAAAAGCUGUAAAUCCACUGACUUGUGUUCAUUUGUUUUUGUUUGCAUUGUGGUUUGGCUGAUGCCUUAACGUUUUAAAAGGCCAUUUGUUUCUAAAAAUGUGUUAUUGCAAAAUGGAUACAUGUAAUACUUCAUCAGAAAAGCUAAUGGAAGUUCAUAAUGGACGUGUGUUUUGUUUGUAGCGUGUGUGGCUGCUAAUAAAAAAAAACUCCAGUUCUGUUAUUCUUCAUUAUUUGGUUAAGCUCAGACUUGAGAUCACUUAUUUUUAAGUGAUCCCUGUAUAUAUAUUAUAUUGUGUUAUUAUUUCAACAUAUAUCUAAGGUUUAACCUAAUUUUAUGGUAAUAAAAUGAUGGUCCCCCUUAUGCUGUGUUCUGUCAGGUGUGUGUUUUAUGUUAAUGAGGAGCUAUUUAAAAGGUGACGUCAUUGUCCCUUUAAAGUCCCAACUUGGUUUGUUGUGUCCUCAAAUGCCACAAAAGAUUGAUGUCUGCAAAAACCACAACCCAGUCAGGGCCUUGUGUAUAGAGUUCUGUAGCUCAUUUCUACAUUCUAAAGUGAGCUGAAUUUUUUUCAGAUUUUUUAGAGUGUGUUGACCUUACUCCCAUUGCUCUAGGACCUCGGGAAAGGGUAGUCCCUGUUUACCACCACCGGGCCUGUUUGAGGAAAAAGUCUUUCGAUACCAUCUAUACCCGUGUGUGUGUGUGUGUGUGUGUGUGUGUGUGUGUGUGUGUGUGUGUGUGUGUGUGUGUGUGUGUGUGUGUGUGUGUGUGUGUGUGUGUGUGUGUGUGUGUGUGUGUGUGUGUGUGUGUGUGUGUGUGUGUGUGUGUGUGUGUGUGUGUGUGUGUGUGUGUGUGUGUGUGUGUGUGUGUGUGUGUGUGUGUCCAAAUCUCUUGGAGCAAACACGCACAAUUGUCCACUCUUGCUGGAUUGAAUGCCACUCAGGUUCACAUUCAUCAUUUCUAAAUUGAUUUGUUCGGUUCAGCAUUCACAAAGAAUAGGAACUGUCAAUAACAGUCUCUAAACUCUCGUAAGCUAGCAAGGACUCUUCACUUUUCUCUCUCUCUCUCUCUCCAUGCUCUCUGAGUCUCCUCCUGAUACAAAGAUAUGCAUGCACGCAGGAGAGUUUUCUGGAAUGGGGGGGAGAGACAGCUGUCUGCUGUGAGAGGGGCAUGAUAAGAGAGAAGCAAAACUGAGACUAUUUCACGUCUUAAAACAUUCAUGUGACAAUUUAUACUCGAUUGUCGUGAUAUAGUCAUUGUAUACAUCACACAUGGUACCAGCUGCGAUACAUCAAUUAUAAUCGAUAUAUCGCCUACGCCUAACUUGUGACUUUGACAAAGAUCUUGUCACAUUUUAGAACCAGUUGAUGAGGAAAAACAAGGUUAUUCCAAAGGUUCACUGAAUAGAAUGCUUAAUGUUACUAAUUGAUGUUUCUUUUCUUAGACUAAAGGUGAGAUGAGAAAGAAUCAUCGUUUG